Molecule: messenger RNA, 1467 nt
Organism: Penicillium concentricum
Lineage: Eukaryota; Fungi; Ascomycota; Eurotiomycetes; Eurotiales; Aspergillaceae
Product: putative COP9 subunit 3
Exons: 5
Coding region: 1-1467 (488 amino acids)
Biological process (GO): ubiquitin-dependent protein catabolic process
Cellular component (GO): COP9 signalosome
Source: RefSeq, a predicted model, not a curated record
AUGACACUCCUCUCGGAUAUUACCUCUGCAUCGGCACAUUUACACAACUCUAACCAGCUACCGAGCGAUGAGUAUGACCGUCGGAUCCGCGAGCUAGUUGAAUACUUCAGGCGGCUACAAUCCACCAAAGCUCUCGACUCACUUGCCAAUGAUAAGUCUGUUCUCGAUCGUUUUGACCCAGCGAUAGAUUCUAUCCCAUAUCUUUUCGUGCUACAUGUGCAAAUACAAAAAGCACAGGAACUCAAUGCCGAUGAAUUUCCAGCUGAUAUCCGCCCCUCCGGGAAUCUAUGGACGUAUGCUGCACAUCUUCUGACGAGUUUCGAUGGGGUCCAAGUCAGAUACGCUGGACAAGAAUGGCGUCUUCUUGUUGAGCUGCCACUGCUAGGCGCUACGCUAGUAAGGGACGCCAUGCUUCGUCUCGACCCGUCAUGUGCCGUUUUCACCUCGAAUCACCUUUUGCUUGUCCGGCUUUGUCUCCGGGGCAAAGCAUAUUCGUGUGCAUUGCCUAUCUUAAAUAAGCAGAUUUGUCAUUUCCCAAUUUCGCUGGGGCGUUCCUCCUCAGAGCCCUCCAUGCUCUGUGCGGAUCAUGGGUCAAGUGUAUCCUUUAUGACUGAAGCUGCUGGGAUCUCAUCUAAGCUAUCAUAUCGAGAAUACUUACAGUACUUUCUUUAUGGUGGUUUAGUAUACAUGGCGUUGAAGGAGUGGCGCAAUGCACUUCAUUUCCUUGGGAUUGUCAUCUCUGCGCCAAGUACUAGCUCUGUGAGCUUGAUUAUGGUGGAGGCGUACAAAAAAUGGGUACUGGUAGGCCUACUCGAAAAGGGCAAGCUCUGUCCGCCUCCAAGCAUCACAGCACCUCAUGUGGUGAAAGUGUAUCAAUCACUCGCGAGGCCCUAUAUUAUUCUUGCUCAUGCAUUUGAACGUGGAGAUUUGAAGAGACUCAAUGCUGAAAUCGAUGCUGCCACGGGAGUCUGGUGCGCGGACAAUAAUGUCGGUCUCGUUUCCCAGGUAGUGGGUGCUUUCUUCAGUCAGACCGUUAUCAAGCUUGGGAAGACUUUUGCAGCUUUAACAGUGGCAGACCUUUCAAAGCAGGUGUUUCCCUCCCCUGUGUGUGCAGAAGGCAUUGGAUCCGCAGUUUCAUCCCUCAUCAUGUCUCGUGCUUUGAACGCGACAUUGGUGCAGACCAAAGAUCAUGCUGAGUCUUCUAUGCUACGGUUCUCAUCCAUUCAUUCGUUGCCUCGUCUCUCUCAUGAGUUGGACUUACAGUCCCAGCUCAAGCAGGAGAUGAGGCUGAUGGAGACCCUGGUGAUUAAUAUUGGGGAAACCAACAAUAACCUAGGAUUAAGUGAUGAAUACGUUGAUAACCUGAAUAAGGGUCAGGUUUGGUCGGGUUCUAGUGAAGUCAAUCCCAUUGUAGGGGGCGAGGCUGGGCUUGAGAUGGAUGAAGAUCUGAUGGGUGACAUGUCCUGA